AUGCCCGUUCCGACCUUCUCCUCCCACCGUUCUGCCCGCCAGCACAGCCAGCUCCUCUCGCGCUGGGACGACACGCGCGACCGCCUCCAUGCCGACGAGCGUCGCAGGAGCAUGAGCCAGAUGCAGGAGCUUGAUGGCACCGGCCUGUACGAGCGUCCCGACUGGCCGCUGCCCUCGCCGUCGCCGGAGGAGCGCCUUCGGAAGCGCUCCCCCGACGAUGCUCCCGCCGAGAUGGAGGACCGGUGCGUCGACCAGAAUGCCGUCCUGAGGAAGCCCGAAGAGAUUGGCGCGGCGUUGAACGGGAGCCCGUACGUGGAAGAGGCAGACGUGAGCGACGUGGGAGAGGAGGACGAGGAAGAUGUUGCUAGCCCUGGUGUCGCCGACAACGAGGAACAUCCCAUUCCUUCGUCAGCUCCCUCCCGACUCCAAGACCAACAUCGCGUUGAUCGCACGUCAGAGCUUCUCGAUCGCAUAUCAGAGCAGCACAGGGAUCCGCCUCGAGAACUUGCCUCGCCUCCACGCCAGACGCACUCCGAAGUCUCGCCAGCCAGGGAGCUGCCUGCUCCGCCAGCGCUCUAUGACAGGGAAUCUCCAGACACUGCACGUCCUCGUCUCAUACCGCGACAACGACCCGAGCGAGAGCAUCAGCCCGUCGUACACGCCGAAAUCAACGGGCAUGAAGAGGUGGCCGAGGAAGAAGAGGACGAAGACGAAGACGAUCUCGAAGAGUCCCGCGACAUCGCCACGCCCAUUCCCUUCCGCUCUGACUCGCCCGGAUACAACUACUAUCAACACCCGCAGGGGACGAACCCAAGCCGAAGUCCACCUCUUCUGAACGGCCGAACGACCCCGACGCCGACCACCAACGGUGUCAACAACCGGGGCUCGAUCGCGAAAGGGCCCAUGCAUACAGGUCUUCAUCGGAGACCCUCAACACGCUCUUCGUGGAUCAGCACAACACAGAUCCCGCACAACAAAGACCGAGUCCGAUACAGUUGGCAAUCGUUGCAGGAUGACGAGCCGAAUCGGCCGCGGAUACACAUCAUCAAGCUGAUAUCGAACACGGCGACGGCGUCGGCGGGAUGUCCCACCGGAGAGGCAUUUGGCUUCUCCAUCUCGCCCAGUGGCAGGAAGAUAGCGGCAUACAACAGCGCCAGGCUGUACGUACUGUCCACAAAUGCCUUGCCGAUGGGUAUAAGUCAGGACUAUGCGCUCAAAAGGAGACCUCUGGCCGUGGAGCUUACCGAUGAGGGCAACACCAUGGCCAUCCUCGCGGACGACCACACGGUCAACAUCUACGACACAGGACUGCAGUUCAGGCGGACCAGGACGAUUGAGCUGGAUUUCCCCACAAACUGCAUCGCACUGGCUCCGACGGGAGGACUGCUGGCUGCAGCAUUCGAGGGAGGAGUCGAGGUAUUCUCGUUGGCUGCAAGCGCACUUCCUACCGAUCGGAGAGCAGUCAGAUCUAUCAAAAUGGAUCGGUUGAAGUUCUCAGACGAUGGCUCGACCCUACUGGGAACAACCACGCGGAUCAAUGUCUCCUCGACAGUGGUCACGUCUGUGCCAGUCUUUCCGGCCGAUCCAAAUGGUGUGCCCACCCACGAAGAACUGAAGGAGGCCUGGUGCUCGGAGCUGUUGCAUCCCGAGAACAUUCGGAAUAGCAGCCAUGCCGUAUUCCUGCGCGAGAAUCGAGCGGAUUGCAACGAGCGCCUGUUCGCGUGGAAUGGAUUAGAAGACACCUUCGGCAUCUUGAACGUGGGCGAUAUGCAGUACGGCAACAUUGAAUUCCCAGUAGUCAUUUCGCCGCCUCUCUCCACAUGCGGAGGUCUGGGUGCGGCGAUCCACAGCUGUCCGUCCAUCGACGAGUAUGGAGAUACGAUUGCAAUGAUUGUGAAUGACCGCACGAUUCGCCUAUACAUAGUUCCACACCAGGUCGACGAGGACACUACAACUGUCGAGGCACAUAGCAUUGACCACGAGCUAGAUGAGGGAUAUGGGUGUCCGUUCAGUGAGGCACGGUGGGUUCACAGCCCAAGCUCAUUACCGGCGCCUUUGAACGACCAGACGGGAGCGAAGGGGAGAUUGAUAGUGACAAGCCCGGGCGGUGUCACUGAGGCUGGAAUCAGCGAAGAGAGCGUGGAGGAUAUCGAGGGUGGCCGCAUCAUCCUCUUCGACUUUGAUCCCCAGUUUGCCGGGCAACCGGGACAGACGUUCUGCCUCACGCUAGGGAAGAGUCCACCGCAGGUGCUGGAAGAGGAGCAAGUCGAUGUCCAAGAGCAGGUUGCCCUGGUGCGGAGGAGAACGGUGAAUCAAAGCAAAGGCGGUGGGCUGAGCUCGAGGCCGGCGACACUGGGCCGAGCAGCAACAACGUACGGUGGGCGGGCGCUCCGGAUUGCAGGGCCCGCGUAUGGGAAUGUGGGUGCGAGUAGGAAUCGGAACAGCAUGCAAUUGAUCGGGAGCAUGUCUUCAGACGCCGCCAGGAGCUUACCGGAUCUGAUGGAGAACAACGAGCCGGCUGAUGUCUCCCUCGAAGAGCCAUACGCCCCAGGAGCGCCGCGGUCACAGGCAUCAUUACAGCGUGCUGCUUCGAACAUCCAGCGGCAUCGAUUCCAGACCUUGGAAGAGCGACAACGAGAGCGAGCCAAUUCGGGUUCCAAUGGGCACUUCCUGCCUCUGCCUGAAUACACCGAAGAGCCCAACGCCCCGUUGCCCAGCAGGUACCGAGCAAUGGCUGGACUGGACAACCCGGCCGCCAUGCAUCCUUCGAAGCCAGCUGUUGCUACAGCGCCGAAUGGCGUUCUCGCUGGGUCAAGCUCACUGGUCGUACAGACUGCACCGCCGGAUAUUGGAGAGAACUUCAGCGCGGAACAGGCAUUUCUAGCUGCAAAUGCUAGAGCAGCAAUUGUCAGAGAACAGGCAAUGGAACAGAGACCACAAUCCGGAGGCACGCAACAGAGUCAGUUGUCGACGCCCACCUCAGCCACAAGGCCGGAUGCCGUGAACAACUUCAUACCAACACUCAGGGGUGCAGGAUACGAAUCAUACACUCCCGAACCCGGUUCUGGUACCUUUGAUUCAAUCGAUCCCGCGCAAGGAACCCUGAUGUUCAACGCCAUACCGCCUCCCGUCAGGACCGGCACCGUCGAUUCCAUCUCGUCUCUACCACGAAGUCUGCAACGGGCGUACAGCAACGCCGUCUCGCCCAUGGGCACAGGCCCCCCUCCCAGCCUGAUCGGCGACUGGCGAAACGUCAGCCCCAUCGCGGAUCCCGGCUCUGCCGCUGGGUCCAUCAGGCGUGGUGGUGGUGGUGGUGUUGCGCCGCCCUGGUCUGCUGGAAUCCGAGAAGACGAGCCCUGGGACGCCAUCUCGCCCGUGCAGCCCGAGCCGUCUCGCCCGUUUGGACCACCGCAAGGCAGCCCCCAUCGGUAUUCCACCUCCCUGCUCAAUCCCCCGGGACACAUGGCGCCGCCGCGCCCCCCGGGCUCUUCGUCUUCCUACGCGACCAGCCUGAGCGGCACCAGCGAGCCCUCCUCCUUUGCAACAGGCGGCAGGAGAAUGCCGCCGCAUAUGCAAGCCUUCCGCAACGCUGCCGCUGCCCAGGCCUCGGCCUCAUUAUUCCCUCCCGCGGUGCCACCCGACCACGUCCCCUAUCGACAAAACACCACGCGAGCGGGCACCGCAGCACACCCCAUCACCGCAUGGCAUCCGCCCGCAGCCGCCUCGGUACCCCCACGACCGCGAACCAGCGGAAGCACGCACGCCAGCCGAUCGCGAAGGAGUGUCUAUGAGCCGCCCAAGAGCCCUGGUCCCACGACGCCGACGCCGACGCUCGCACCCAAGGCGAAGAAGAGGGGUCUUUUCCGGAAGACCCGCAAGCAUGACCCCUACGCGCCCUCCGCGUACAAUGAAGGGCAGAUGGAAGGGAGCAGUAGCAUGAUGGAGACCAAGAGCGUGGUGACGUGGUUGACGAAGCGGGAUAGCAAGUGUGUCGUCAUGUGA
Lecanosticta acicola is the source of this 4002-nucleotide messenger RNA. NCBI's taxonomy places the organism in Eukaryota, Fungi, Ascomycota, Dothideomycetes, Mycosphaerellales, Mycosphaerellaceae. The record is from the annotation of a GenBank genome assembly.